Molecule: messenger RNA, 3190 nt
Organism: Cyprinodon variegatus (sheepshead minnow)
Lineage: Eukaryota; Metazoa; Chordata; Actinopteri; Cyprinodontiformes; Cyprinodontidae
Product: ezrin-like
Exons: 13
Coding region: 194-1951 (585 amino acids)
Biological process (GO): positive regulation of early endosome to late endosome transport; positive regulation of protein localization to early endosome; regulation of cell shape
Cellular component (GO): microvillus; filopodium; adherens junction
Molecular function (GO): actin binding; cell adhesion molecule binding
Source: RefSeq, a predicted model, not a curated record
GUCCUCCCAUAUCCCUGUCAGCUAUCUCCUUCUGAGUUCAAAAGGACACAAGUCCUGCCCCUGAGCUUGCUAACGAGAGCAGAGAGGAAGUCUUUAUCAGGUGGAAGUUUUGCUGGGAGUCGGCCACUGCAGCCUCGGUCAGCCUGGGAAACACUUUCCUCUGUUAGAAGCUCGUCUAAAGACCACCGCCAAGAUGCCCAAAAUGGUGAAUGUUCGCGUGACUACAAUGGAUGCAGAGCUGGAGUUUUCCAUUAACCAAAACACCAAAGGAAGGCAGCUGUUUGAGCAGGUUGCCAAGACGAUUGGCCUGCGUGAGCUUUGGUAUUUUGGACUUCAGUUUGUGGACAACAGAGGAAUUGUCACGUGGCUGAAUCCUGACAAGAAAGUGAUGCUUCAGGAAGUAAAAAAUGAGACUCCCCUGCUGUUCAAGCUCAGAGUCAAGUUUUAUCCCGAGGAUGUGGCAGAGGAGCUGAUCCAGGACAUCACCAGGAAGCUUUUCUUCCUGCAGGUGAAGGAGGACAUCCUGACGGAUGAGAUCUACUGUCCUCCGGAGACCGCCGUGCUCCUGGCUUCCUACGCCGUCCAGGCAAAGUACGGAGAGUACAUGAAGUCAGUGCACAAGCGGGGAUACCUCUCCUCUGACCGUCUGCUCCCUAAAAGAGUGCUGGAUCAACACAAGCUGUCAAAGGAACAGUGGGAAGAGAGAAUCCAGGUUUGGCACGAGGAGCACAGAUUCAUGGUGAAGGAAGAUGCAAUGAUGGAGUAUCUAAAGAUCGCUCAGGAUCUGGAAAUGUUCGGUGUUAAUUACUAUGAAAUAAGGAACAAGAAGGGCACAGAACUUUGGCUGGGAGUCGACGCACUAGGGAUCAACAUCUAUCCAAAGGAUGACAGGCUGACCCCCAAAAUUGGAUUCCCAUGGAGUGAAAUUAGAAACAUUUCUUUCUCUGAAAAGAAAUUUAUCAUCAAGCCAAACGAUAAGAAAUCUCCAGACGUUAUUCUCUACGUUGCACGUCCGCGUGUCGGAAAGAACAUCAUGCUUAUUUCUAAGAGCAACCAUGCCCUGUAUGUUCGCCGUCGGAAGCCCGACAACAUCGAGGUUCAACAGAUGAAGGCUCAGGCCAAACAGGACAGGCACCAGAAGAAGAUGGAGAGGGAACAGCUGGAGAGCGAAAAGAAGAUGAGAGAAAGUAUUGAGAAGGAGAAAGAGCAGAUGGAGAGAGAAAAGCAGGAGCUGAUGAUGAAGCUCUACGAGUUUGAAGAGACUACUAAGAGAGCAGAACGAGAGCUUCGGGAGCAGCUGGAGCGGGCCAUGAGGCUGGAGGAGGAGAGGAGGAGGGUGGAGCAGGAGGCGGCCCGGCUGGAAGCUGAGAGGAUGGAGGCCAUAAUUGCCAAGGAGGAGCUGGCCAGGCAAGCUGAGGAGCAGAUGAAGAGCCAGGAGCAGCUGGCUGCAGAGCUGCAGGAGUACAGCGCCAAGAUCGCUGAGCUGGAGCAGGCCAAGAGAGAAAAGGAGGAGGAAGCUGAGACAUGGCACGUCAAGGCUGCAGAAGUGGAGCAGAACCUAAUAAAGACCAAGGUAGAGCUACAACAUGUGAGAACCACCUCCAACUCUGUCCCGUCGGGUGGGUCGUCAUCCUCCUCUUCAGACAGCGAGAGUGACAAUGAGCACAGCGAAGUAAACAGCACCCACAGCGCUGAGCUGCAGACGCAGGGCAUCAAUGAUCACCGCAGGGAGGAGGAGCGGCUCACUGAAGCUGAGAAGAAUGAGCGCUUGAAGAGGCAGCUGAGGGAAAUGAGCUUAGAUCUGGAGCAGGCCAGAGAUGAUACCAAGAGGACCAAGUAUGACGAGCUUCAUGUUGAGAACAUCCGUAUGGGACGUGACAAGUACAAAACCCUCAAACAAAUCCGCCUUGGCAACACCAAGCAGAGGGUCGAUGAGUUUGAGGCCUUGUAGAAAACCCUGGAAGGUGUAUCCCAUAAAAAAAAAACAACAACAACAAAAUACAACGUCCAGGAAUGAUCUGCUUAGCUUAUUACAUACUACAGUGAUUGCAGCCAGUGGCUGUUCUUGCAUAAGUGGUGCCUCGGGCAGGACACUCCCUUCUCAACUCUAGUCCUCCAAAUGACACACAUACACACACACACACACAGUUUCUUAAUUAAAAAAAAAGUUUUAAUAAGUUAUAACUUACCAGAAACCAAAUAUAUGAUGAAGUAAUCGUUACAAAUCAUAAAAAACUAGUUUUGUACUGAUUAUCCAAUGUAUAGGUGUGUGAAUUUGUAAAUGUCAGUAAAUAACGUGAAUACAUUUAAAACUUGCUGUCAACUCAAACAUAUAUGUGACAUCGGAUGUUUCAUUUGUGAGCUUCCAUGUUUAGAAGUUACGGAUGCAAUUAAAGAAGUUAGGACAAUCUAAAUACGAAUCACUAAUUUAUGACAACGGAUCUACAGCCCCUGAUGAAUAUGUUAGACUCUUUACUAGCUGGUGCUGGACAUAAAAUUUCUUUAAAGAAGAAAACAAUACCACUUAUUAAAGGUUAUGCUGCACCUAACCCUGAAAAUUUCAUUAAGGAUAAAGCUUUUUCUGUUUUCGUCUUCUUCCUCUUGUUCAGCUUUUAAUGACAGCUGGUGAACAACCUUCAAGCGUAUCAUCAUGUACACUUUUAUUUGCCGUUUUGAAAUGUUGUAACUUCGAAACUUUUAUUCUCACAGAUGAAACAUCUGAUGUCAUGUACAUAUGAGUUGACAAGAAGGAAUAAAUACAAUAUUUAAAAUGUAUUAGUAAUAAUUGUCUUACAUUGACAUAUUCAGUCACCUAUGUAUAAGUUUUUAUUGAGAGUUAUCUUACCCAAUAUCAGUGUCUUCACAAAGACUAUAACGGGGCCUUAAAUAACAAAUCUUGUCCGGGGAAUAUUUUAGCACAUUAGAAAUCAUUUUUAGGUUGGGUUAUUUGCAACAUUUUACAUUCUAAGGAUGAACAAAUGCUAUCUAAAGUCGCUUAGCUUUUAAUAUACCAUAUACUACAAAUGCAAACUCCAGCAUCGUUAUCCAGCUAUUUUACUUCUUUUUGGCUUACAUCAUACAUAAAAUGAAAAUAAUCACCUCAUGCUAGUUAACUGGACAUGUAAAUAAGCUUUAGAAAUCUAUUGUCUUUGUCCUGAUAGUUGUGCCGUCCCUAAGCACAUGCUGCCCU